Messenger RNA from Telopea speciosissima, 1855 nucleotides. Its product is annotated as probable helicase MAGATAMA 3. The transcript has 7 exons. The record is from RefSeq and is a predicted model, not a curated record. Gene Ontology annotation, molecular function: helicase activity. Lineage: Eukaryota; Viridiplantae; Streptophyta; Magnoliopsida; Proteales; Proteaceae. The coding region runs from base 32 to 1528 and encodes 498 amino acids.
CCUGCAAAUAUCAUUUUCUGUUCCUGAGUUAAUGGAUAUACAUUCAAUCAGCAAUUUCUGUUUGAAACAUGCUUACCUGAUUUUCUGCACUGCUUCAACCUCACCUAAGUUGCGCACAGAUGGGAUGACGCCAUUGGAGCUGUUGGUUAUUGAUGAAGCAGCACAGCUUAAAGAAUGCGAAUCAGCCAUUCCCCUCCAACUCCCUGGUAUCCGGCAUGCCAUUCUCAUAGGUGACGAACAGCAACUUCCAGCAAUGGUUUUUAGCAAGAUUUCGGAGGAGGCUGAAUUUGGAAGAAGUCUGUUUGAAAGGUUGGUAUCAUUGGGACACAAGAAGCACCUUCUCAAUACCCAGUAUAGAAUGCACCCAUCAAUAAGCUUAUUCCCAAACACAGAAUUCUAUAGAAAGCAGAUUUUGGAUGCUCCAAAGGUCAAAGAAAGUAGCCAUAAAAGAGACUUCCUUCAAGGUAAUAUGUAUGGGGCCUAUUCAUUUAUAAAUGUUGCUUAUGGAACGGAAGGACAUGGGCAUGGCAAGAAAAACAUAGUGGAGGUGGCAGUGGUUUCUGAGAUUGUGGAAAGCCUCUUCAAAGCAUCGGUUGCUUCAAGGCAGAAGCUUAGUGUUGGUGUAAUAUCUCCAUAUAAUGCUCAAGUUUUUGCGAUUAAAGAGAGACUUGGAGGCACAUAUGAUACACAGAAUGACUUCUCUGUCAGUGUUCGGACUGUUGAUGGGUUUCAAGGUGGCGAGGAGGAUGUAAUAAUAAUCUCUACUGUCAGGUCGAAUGGGAAAGGAUCGGUGGGUUUCCUUGACAAACUUCAACGUACGAAUGUAGCUUUGACCAGGGCAAGGUACUGCCUCUGGGUAUUGGGGAAUGGUCCAACUUUAAUCGACAGUGGUUCCAUUUGGAGGAAACUAGUCCUUGAUGCAAAGAAUCGGGGAUGUUUCUUUGAUGCUGAUAAGGACAAGAGCUUGAUGGAAGCAAUAAUUGCGGGUCUGGUUGAACUUGGUGAAUUUGACAAGUUACUUGGUUUGGAUUCUCUGCUGUUUGAUGGUGCGAGGUGGAAGGUUCGCUUCACCAAUGAUUUCUGGAAUUCCAUGGGUAAAAUAAGAAAGAUUGAUACUCAGAAAGAAGUGAUUGCUCUAUUUAUGAAGCUAGCAAGUGGAUGGCGUCAUCUCCAGAAGCAGGAAGUUCUAUACUUAAUGGAUGGCAUUUCUUCUGAGCUGCUGGAAGUAUACAACAUCGAUGGGUUGUUCAAUCUUGUCUGGACUGUUGAUAUUCUCAGUGAAAAUCACAAGUACAUCCAAGUCUUGAAAGUUUGGGAUAUUUUACCAUUGGAAGAGAUACCAAAACUGGCAAAGAGACUGGAUGUUUUCUUUGGGAAGUAUAAAGCAGAUGAUAUUAACCGCUGCAAGUUCAAAUGUUCUGAAGGGAAUUUGGAAGUUCCAAUGAGUUGGGGAAUCUCAAGUGCUACAACUUUGAAGGAACAGAAUUUAUCUAGUCGUUUCGCUUCACUCCGUCUGGGGAAGGAAUGAAAUGCAUCAGCACCAGUAAAUGGGGAUAAGAAGAGUUGGUGGCUCAAGAUGCCUAAGCAUUUCAAGAAGGCUCAUGCAUUUGUCUAGCUUAUAGAAGAAUCUCUUAAAGUAUCUAAAAAUCCUUCUAUUGCAGACAUUUUCUAAUACAUAUCUCCUAUUUGAUAGGAUUUUGCUAUUGAUAAGGUAGAAAGAAAUAUUGUAGUAUUUUUUUGUAUAUCUUUUUUACUUUGUGGAGUCCUACUGGUGUUGCAUUUCUAGUAGUUGUACACAGCUAGUGUUGUAUCUCUGUUCUAAAUAUAAAUCAAAGCAAUCCCAAACAGCCCUCAA